Messenger RNA from Sebastes umbrosus (honeycomb rockfish), 2044 nucleotides. It is a transcript of the gene pgap4, whose product is annotated as post-GPI attachment to proteins GalNAc transferase 4. Bases 97 to 1287 code for a protein of 396 amino acids. The record is from RefSeq and is a predicted model, not a curated record. Gene Ontology annotation, molecular function: glycosyltransferase activity. Gene Ontology annotation, biological process: GPI anchor biosynthetic process. The transcript has 2 exons. Gene Ontology annotation, cellular component: Golgi membrane. NCBI's taxonomy places the organism in Eukaryota, Metazoa, Chordata, Actinopteri, Perciformes, Sebastidae.
GCUGCGUGUCUAUUAGGUGUAUUACCGUACAUGUGAGGACAUGGCAGCGGCCAGCAAACAGCAGCAGCUCCUCAACUCUCCCCGGCGGUCUCACCAAUGCCUCGAUGGAAAGGAAGUCAGUACUUGCGAUGGUCCAGCACCGUCACUCAAGCCCUCGUCCUGUCCGUUGUCACGUUUUGCGUCCUUCUCCCUCUGUGCUGCCAUCGACUGCUUUACUCUUACUUCUUCAUCAAGUCCAUGUACCUGGACUCCAUGAGUGAGGAGGUGCUGCGGGAAAGCCUCAACCGAGGCCAGGACGCGCUGCACUUCUGGCAGAGCGCCUCAACCGCAGCGGCGGUGUCUUCCAAAUUCAGUGACAUCGCCCAGCAUCCUGAGCUGCUGGUCACUGUUGUGACAGCCAGGCGGAAUGAGGGGCGGGACUUCCACUAUCUGCUCCAGGUGAUGCGUCAGCUGAGCGGCAUUCUGGGAGGCUGUGGAGAGCGGCGGUGUGCAGAGGUGUUGGUCUGCGACGUGGAAAGCGGCCCACACGAAAACCAGGACGCCAAGAUGCUGGAGGCCCACUUCAGGGUGAUCCGGCGUUCCCCUCGGGAGCAGCAGAGGAACAGGGAACGAAUCAACACCUUCGAGAGGGAGAAGAGGGAUUACGUCUUUUGUCUCCGCAAGGGAUGGGAGCUCGUGAAGCCCAAAAACAUGGUUGUUCUGGAGGACGAUGCUUUGCCGACGCAGGACUUUUUCGCAGUCGUAAAGGAUCUGCUGUCACGUCGGUUUGCCCUCCAGACUCUUUACAUAAAGCUGUAUCACCCUGAAAGGCUGCAGCGCUACUGGAACCCCGAGCCUUACCGCAUCCUGGAGUGGUUGGGACUCGGGCUGGUCGGAGCGACGGCCCUCCUCCUCACCUUUCCUUACUGGAACCCCUGCUCUUUCUCCUUCACGCUGUCGGCCGGCCACCUUCUCUUCUUCACCCUCUACUUCAUGGCUGCCACGGAGCUGCUGGGGCGGCACUACCUCCUGGAGGUGCGGAGGCUUUCCCCGCAGUUCUACGCCGUCUCCCCGGCCACAGAGUGCUGCACCCCAGCCAUGCUCUUCCCCGGCAACGCCUCGCUCAGGGUGGCCGAGUAUCUGGAUGGCUCGUUCUGCGUCAAGGGGAACGCCAAAGACAUGGUUCUGUAUCAGAUGGCGAGGACAAUCCCUGGGGAAAGGUCUCACAGUGUGGAACCCAACCUCAUCACCCACAUCGGGGCCUAUUCCUCAGUUAGGGCCAACCCAGCCAGGCCCAAACUCCUCUGACAGGGAGGGAACUCAGUUCAACAAGGCUGGAUUUAAUCAGGUUCCUCUUUACUUGGUUCUACUUCUCUUUUCUGCCAUGUCACCUGCUGGACUGUUCAGACAUCUGAAGAUAUCGCUCCGAGAGUAUUGGUUUGGUGAUUUAUGGCUGAAAAGCCAUCAAGGCAUCACGAUGAAAAGUGGGCUGCGUUUGGUUGAAAAGUAUUUUUAAAUGUGUAGCUUGUCUACACAGGGAGUGUGUUAGCUGCGUCUGACAAACGCUCCUAUUUUAAUCAAUACAGCGGUCUACAUAACGGCUCACAUCCUAUUAAAUUUACAUGCGUGUAACCGCAGCCUAAAGUGUAUUUUUACACUUCAACUAUUUUCUUCUUUUUUUACGCACAUAACUACAGUGAUUGUAUGUUUGGCUCAGAGCCAAAACACAGGUGAUCUACACUCAACACAGUACCUGAACACAUCCUGUGUAGACCCCGAAUCUGCUGCUGCUAUGCUAACGUGCUGCUUUUGAAGUGUCUACGUGUGCUGUGUAGACAUUGUGCUAUUUUUGUCUCAGUAGCAUUACAAAGACUUUAUAUCAAUGUGCAUUCCUGUCUCCUACAAAAUUACAUUACCAUACAACUAAACUGCAUUCUCAAUUAUGUUUCGAGGGAAACGUAUGUUUGGUUGCAGUUUUAAACCGUUUUAAACACGGGGUUAACGUUAUACAUUUAAACAAAACAAAACAAAACUACUUUGUUAGGUUUAGUAAAAAAAAAAAAAA